Molecule: messenger RNA, 510 nt
Organism: Lichtheimia ornata
Lineage: Eukaryota; Fungi; Mucoromycota; Mucoromycetes; Mucorales; Lichtheimiaceae
Exons: 1
Coding region: 1-510 (169 amino acids)
Cellular component (GO): Golgi trans cisterna; Golgi medial cisterna; membrane
Source: RefSeq, a predicted model, not a curated record
AUGGCAUUCACAAUUACCCUCGAGCCUAUUAUGGUACUUUUGGAACAUUUGAUGCCCCAAGUGAAGAAUCUAUGCACUACACAAUCGCUUACAUCGGAUGCACAAGUGCUUGAUUUCUUGCGUGGUAUCACACUUGUCGGUAUCUUGCCACAUCCACAGCCUAUUUUCAUUCGCAAGUUCCGAUGGGGCAGAAGCAUUGGUGAUUUGGUUCCGCAGCAUGUUAUGGGGUCAAGCCUAUGUGUCUUCAUCUCGGAUCUCCCUUGGAGUGGUACUCAGGUCAAAUUGUUCCAAAUCAAGCAACAGCUUACUGCCAACACGGCUGCUGCCAAUAGCAACAAUAAUGCUUCCAGUCCCAAUGCACACUCCACCACCUCCAAUGGAUGCAACAUCCCCUCAACCCACUGCCGCCACUACGCCACAACAACAACAAUAACAUCACCACAAGCAUUGCUACUCACACCAAAAAUCCAUUCCAAUGUGUACUUUACUACCACAUCUUUAUAUACAUAA